This is a messenger RNA of Closterium sp. Yama58-4, 5409 nucleotides long. The record is from the annotation of a GenBank genome assembly. NCBI's taxonomy places the organism in Eukaryota, Viridiplantae, Streptophyta, Zygnematophyceae, Desmidiales, Closteriaceae.
AUGAAGGCCGUGAAGAACUGGUCUCGCCAGAUUCUCCGAGGCCUUCUGUACCUGCAUAGCCAUGACCCUCCCAUCAUUCACAGAGACCUGAAGUGUGACAACAUUUUUGUCAACGGCAACCAAGGGGAGGUUAAAAUUGGCGAUUUGGGCCUUGCUGCCAUCUUGAAGCACAAGAACGCCGCUCACAGCGUCAUCGAGCUCUACGAAGAGGAAUACAACGAGCUCGUCGACAUUUAUGCCUUCGGCAUGUGCGUGCUGGAAAUGGUUACUCUGGAGUAUCCUUACAGCGAGUGCAAAAACGCUGCGCAGAUUUACAAGAAAGUUGUUUCGGGAAAGAAGCCUGCAGCGCUGGACAAGGUUAAAGAUCCAGAAGUGCGAGCGUUUGUGGAGAAGUGCCUGGCGACUGCGUCACGCCGCCUUCCAGCAAGAGAGUUGUUGAUGGACCCGUUCCUCAACGAUGGUGAUCGUGGGGGUCUCGGAAACCUUGACAUGUCGCAUCUCUCUCGCUCCAUGUCCAAAGGAAGCGACUUAUCAAGCGUGGGAAGCCGAGGCCAGGAAUCAUACAGCCUUUCAAGUUCUCUGUUUGAAUAUCAGGGAAAGAAGCCUGCAGCGCUGGACAAGGUUAAAGAUCCAGAAGUGCGAGCGUUUGUGGAGAAGUGCCUGGCGACAUCGUCACGCCGCCUUCCAGCAAGAGAGUUGUUGAUGGACCCGUUCCUCAACGAUGGUGAUCGUGGGGGUCUCGGAAACCUUGACAUGUCGCAUCUCUCUCGCUCCAUGUCCAAAGGAAGCGACUUAUCAAGCGUGGGAAGCCGAGGCCAGGAAUCAUACAGGUCAAAGUCAAGCCCGGAAAAGCCUGUGUUGCAGACGGAGACGCAUUCUACACAGUCUGGCAAUGUUGAGAAUGAGGUUUCUGAACAGCAGCUGAAGAGUACAAGCAGAUCCAGCGACAGUGAUCUUGACGGUUUGCAUGAGGCAGAUAGGCUUCACUGCAGUCGAGACUUCAAAGUUAAGGGAAAGCUGGUUGAUGAUGAUGACCACACAGUGUUCCUUCGUUUAAGGAUUGUCGAUUCAGAAGGGUUGGUGCGCAACAUUCACUUUCCCUUCAACAUGGAGGAAGACACGGCUUUUAGUGUUGCGAGCGAGAUGGUUGAAGAGCUUGCUCUUUCCGACCAAGAUGUGACCAGCAUCGCCGAGAUGAUAGACGCGGAAAUCAUGAAGCUCGUUCCUGAUUGGAAACCUGGUCCAUCUUUUGACGAAACGGAGGGCUCAGAGGGGACCAGCAGCGAGGUUGGUGAUGCAGACGAUCAAGAAGAGCAGGAGGCAGAAGGUGAAGAAGCUGUGGGCCAUCUGAGUACAGUUUUGUCAGCCAACUCAUUGCCUGGGCGAUCUUCAGACAGGUCGCGUUCAGCCUCUCCAUCGCGUUCGCGUUCUCGGUCUCAAUCUUGCCAGCGGAAUUGGCCAAGUGCUACUUCACCUUCUGCGUCGACAAAACUCUUCUCUGGCUCGCCUGCGAACGGUGGCCUUGAUCAUGUCGGUGUCACUCAUGGUCGCUUCUGGGAAGGCUUACCAGGCACGGUCGCUGACGGCGGGGCUGGGUUUUCCAGCGAUGAGUCAGACGAAGGGGCACAGCAUCGAGGAUCAGGGACGUUGUGCGAUUCUGAAGAUCGAGGCCAUGUUGAAGAGGAGGAGGCGAUUGUUGUCGCGGCUGGAGAUGCACCAGUGAAAAGGUUCGCGGCUGAUGAUAUUGGCCUUCCGCUAGCUUCGGAUGGUUCAAGUGAAAUUCGGAGGGAUUCAGCUUCGAGCGGGAGGAAGAGCCUGACGGAUUUUAGCGCUGUGAUGGAGCUCAAAAGACACAGCGAGGCGUCCGGAGGUUGGGAUUCUAUGCUGCACAGCCAGUCGGUGGCGGAGCUUCCACGGGGAGGUCCUAGCCCGUGGAGCUCAUCGGGUGAGCUAGAAAGAGGUGAUGGGGACGACGACUUGAUGAGGGAAGAGGAGGAGCUUCGGCUGGAAAGGGAACACGAGAUGCAGGAGCUGGAAAUGCGGUAUUGGCAGCGAUUGCUUGCUGUGAGGAACAGGCACAGAAGAGGCAAGAUUGAUAGCUUCUCCGGUCCCAUGCCUGGUUCAAGUUCGAACGAGCUCAACCGAAAUCCGUUUCCACACCGAGAGCAUGAGCGAUUUCCUGGACCUGGCGGCCGUUUUAACGGGCUUGAACCAGGUGUACCGUAUUCGUCGCGUUCUCAACCGCUGCUGUAUCAUGGUGAUGCAAGGGCAGGCUUUCGCUGGGGUGGUGAUGAACGUGGUGAGCCGGAGUAUUACGCGAAGGAGAAGAGUGGUAGUGGGAACUACGCGAAAGGCGAUUGGGAUCCCCAUGGGGGCUCAAAGGAUCCGCGGGACAGGCAUCAUUCGUCGCGUCCCGAUUGGGAGAGGGUGCCGCCGCAUCACAGUUCCAGUGGACAUGCUGUGGAGAGGGACCAGCGCUGGGGAUGUGGUCGGGACGGCCCAGGGAGAGAUGCGGGGCACGAUGGCCGGGGAAGAGGUUGGGAGCGAGAUCUGGAUGGCGAUCGUGAGCAAGGACGCACAGAACCUACUCGCCAGCACAUGUAUCCUUCCAGAGAUUCGUCCCGUUCGCCACCUGCAAAAUGGGGCGAGCUGGUGCAGGAUCCGAAUGCUCCGCCCUGGUGGUUGACCCAGCAGAGAGCUGGGAUGCUGCCUGCGCAUUUGUACGCGAACGGAGGAGAUGGGGAGUAUUAUGGUGUGGCUCCUCAUCGGUUUGAUUAUGGACCAGGGAAGAAGUGGGAUCCACGUGAUUGGUCCAGAGAAGAAGCUUUUCGCAGAGCUGAACCGUGGAGGUUUCAACCUAGAGACGUCGAGCCUGGUGAAGACCCGUGGGCGAAGCAUAACCGGAGGGAGCAGUAUGACGGUGGCAGGUACGACAAAGUGGAACGGGAUCGAAGAGGUGAUAUCGAGGAGGAUGGUUCUGGCCAUGGUGGUCGAGCUUACCAGAGGCUUGUGGCGGGACAAAGGGACGAGGAGGCUUACUGGCAGGCUAGGAAGGAUCCGAGGGACUUUGAUCCCAAGUUUGACAGAGGUUCUGGUUCCAAGGGUGACACAGGUGGGACUCGUAAGGGAGGAGUGGAUAGGGAGAGGUCGGACUAUCAGGAAGAAGCAGCUGGGUUUCGAAGGCGAGAGGUUGGUGGUGUGGGAGAGCCUAUGCUGCAGGAGAGACGGGGGGCGGAUGGGAAGGGAGAUCAGCACGUUUCUGACAUGAGCAGGAGGGAUGUGGAGGGUGAUCCAAGCAGAGCUCUGCGAAAGCAUUUGCAGGAGCAAAGCUCUGGUGAAGUUUCCAAGGGAGGGGAUCGCGGUGGAAGGUUUUCUUCUGCUGUUGCUAACCUUGCAACUGAGACGUCUGCUUCUUGGAGCCCAAGCAGGAGCCAUCAGCUGUCCCCGCAAUCUCAUGAACAGGAGGGGCUUGGGGGACUGGAUCUGCGGAAGGCAUCUUCUGAAAGGGUGGUGACAAACUUUUCGAGUACAGGCAGGGAGCAUGCUUCCAAGUCUGAUGCAGCACCUCCGUCGACGAAGUUCGUGGCGUUGCAAAGAGAGGAAAGCAAGGAGUUUGAUUCGGAUGGGCAUUUGAGGAUGGCGGGCAAAUCAGGAGAACUUGGAGUGCAGGCUGGGCGGAGGGAUUCUGAUGGAGAUUCCCAGGGCAGACUGCAACACAGCAACUCCGGACAAAAGAUUGCUGCUUCGAACAGAGGUGAAGGUGCACAUCUGGGGCCUGCCUUGCAUCCAAGGGAGGUCCCAGAUUCUGUUGUGCCAUCUGAUGCUCACACACAUGGGCAGCAAAUGAAGAAAGAGCAGCUACAGAAAUCGAUUGCAGAGCUGGAGGCGAAGACACUGCAAGGCCUUGUGAACAACAAGACCCAGAAGAAUGGGUUUGCACCAUCCAGCUCCAGCAAUCCCUUGGCCAUGAAGAAGCCAAGCAUCAGCACUCGUCCACCCCAGUCCGCCCCGUUACCACUAGAUUCCCCUUCUCUCGCGCAGCCCCCUGAAGCAGUUUGCGGAGCGGAAGGCUACCCCGCGCAGCCUUUCGCGGAUCCUUUGGCGCAGCCGCAGAUGGCGGAGAGGGAGGCGGUGCCCUCCGCGGAUAGGGAAUCCGCGGGCGCUGUUUCCGCGCCCGCCGCCGCUGCCCCGCAGCCCCGCCACCCGCUGCAGCCGCAGCCAUCGGCGCACGGCGGCGCCGCGCUGCCGCACGACGCGCAAGCCGCGCAGACCGGCAGCGGCUUCCGCGAGGGAUCGCGCGAGCGCGAGCGGGAGGCGGAAGGCGAGGCGCUGUCGGUGCGGUUCAACCAGGACUUCACGUGCUUCGCGUGCGGGACGCGCGGCGGCUUCCGCGUGUUCUGCUGCGACCCGCUGUGGGAGACGAUUCGGCGCGACUUCGACGGGCGCGGCGUGGGCAUGGUGGAGAUGCUGUUUCGCUGCAACUUCCUCGCGUUCGUUGGCGGCGGUCCCAACCCGUGCUACCCGCCCAACAAGGCAAUGAUUUGGGACGACAGCCACAGCAGGUGCAUCGGAGAGCUCACCUUCCGCAGUGAAGUGAGGGGCGUUCGGCUGAGGAGGGAUCGCAUUGUGGUGGUGCUAGAGCAUAAGGUUUACGUCUACAACUUUGCAGAUCUUAAACUGCUGCACCAGGUGGAGACGUUGUCCAACCCCCGAGGGCUGUGCGAGGUGUCUCAGUCGCCCAACAGUUUCGUUAUGGCGUGCCCUGGCAAGCACCGGCAGCAGAUCCGUGUGGAGCUGUUUGAUCAGCGUCGCACGCACUUCAUAACGGCCCACGACUCGGAGCCUGCCUGCAUCGCGCUCUCGCUGGACGGGCAGCGGCUGGCGACGGCCAGCAGCAAGGGCACGCUGAUUAGAGUGUUCAACACGGCUGAUGGCACCAAGCUGCACGAGCUACGGCGGGGAGUGGAGAGGGCAGACAUCUACAGCCUCGUCUUCUCACCCAAGGCGCCCUUCCUCGUGGCAGCCAGUGACAGAGGCACGAUUCACGUGUUCUCACUCAGGCACUCCCAAGGGCAGGGGCAGGGGCAGGGGCAGGAGGAUGGGGUGGGGGGCGGAGAGGGGAAGGGAGGGGCAUCAGGGAGUGGCGGGGGAGCCGUAUCAGCACUGUCAUCGUUUGGACUGAUGAAAGGAGUCCUCCCAAAGUACUUCAGUGACGAGCGAUCGCUGGCGUUCUACCGAGUGGGCGUGCACACGCGCAUGCUCGCUGCCUUUGGUGCCGAGGCCAACACCGUCAUUGUCGUCGGCAGCACUGGCGCGUUCUACAAGCUCCAGUUUGACCCGCAAACAGGCGGCGAGAUGAGGCUAUUGGAGGCGGCAAACUUCCUUGCAACAGAAGACGAGCAGAUCUGA